Penicilliopsis zonata CBS 506.65 is the source of this 2159-nucleotide messenger RNA. RefSeq lists its product as hypothetical. The record is from RefSeq and is a predicted model, not a curated record. The transcript has 3 exons. NCBI's taxonomy places the organism in Eukaryota, Fungi, Ascomycota, Eurotiomycetes, Eurotiales, Aspergillaceae. The coding region runs from base 31 to 2079 and encodes 682 amino acids.
AAUUCCACACAAACUACCACGACACGGAAAAUGCUCAACACACAAGGCCCCAUUGGCAAACUGGCGCAAGGCGUCACCUCGGGCAUCGGCUUCGUUGCUGAAGCCCACGGAUACAGGAAGGCGAAGAAGGCAGCGAUAAAACAGCGCGAGGAGGAGGACGACCAACAGCAGAAAGAAAAUACAGAAAAGUCACCGUCUCAGUCUCCCAAUGCCCGUAUACCGAGCCCAGACGAGGAGAACACCGCAGAUGCCCGUGUUGACGAGAUGGAACGCACCUGGCAGCUCGACGAGGCGCAGGACGUCAUCAUCGAAGAAACGAAGCCUCGCAAGAGCAAAGAGGGCACCGCAAACCCAGACAAAGUCAUCGCCGCGUUUCUCCAGCGCCAGCCUCCUCCAUCUACUCCACCAGCGGCCAGACUGGCGCUGCCCGUUGCCAUCCCUCAACGCCGGCCGAAAGACAAGACCCGUGGCUUCGUCCGGGCAUACGCGCCUGACAUGGAGAACGUGGGAAUCAGCCCAGACGCCUGGCUCGACUUCAUCGACACCUUGUGUGAAGCCAGUCUCGCGAAUCCGUGGAUCAACGCCCUGAACCUGGUGUCGCUGGCCGCUUCUCCGCUGCCGACGCUCACCUCACAACUGAUAUCGGCGGCAAUCACAAUCGCGACGACAGUCGCCAUAGAGACACAGGGUCGGUAUCGCCAAAACAAAGCUAUUGACCGACUCAACGAUGAAUGGUUCCGUCCCCGCGGCCUGUUCUGCCUUGUCAUGACCUGGGAUGCGACCUCGUUCAACGACAAGACAAAUGCCAGUAUCACCACGACCAUCCAGAAUAAUAUCGACAGCCAGGGGCGCAUGUCACACAAGUUCCAGUCAUCGAAUGGCGUCACAAACGGCAUGGAGUCUCUGCAGACGGCAGACCUCAUUUUCCCUGGCCUCGACUUUAUCGCCACGGCGACCCAGGACCAGCAGAAGGGCUUCAAGGCGAAAUGGAAGCGCGGAAUGGGGUUUGUCGAUGAUUACAUGGAUCGGAGAGCACAAGCCAAAUUCAUCGCCGAGAAUCCCGAUAGCUAUCUGAACCAAGGCGCAGCCCCGAAAUUCCUCUCCAAAUACGCCGAUCCCACAUAUUCCAUUAUCCCAGGAGGUCAACAGAAUGGCAGCACGGGCGGAGGGGUUGGAGGAGGCCUUCUAGGAGGAGGGCGCUCGGGAGGAGGCAUCCUUGGUGAUCGAGGUUCUGGAGGAGGUAUCCUUGGUGGACGAGGAUCUGGAGGUCUCCUUGGCGGUCGAGGAUCUGGAGGUCUUCUUGGUGAUCGAGGGUCUGGAGGUCUCCUUGGUGGUCGAGGAUCUGGAGGUCUCCUUGGUGGUCGAGCCUCACAAGGAGGUGCCUACGGAGGACGAGGCUCAGAAGAGGACUAUUACAGAGGACGGGGCUCACAAGGAGGUCUCUUCGCAGACCGAGGCUCACAAGGAGGACUCCUGGGACGAGGCUUGGGAGGCCGCGCAGGAGGCGGCGGUCUCUUCGGGCUGGUUGGCCUCGCUUCCCAGUCCAUGAGCGGCCAGUCAAGGACCAACAGCACCGGCAGGGCUUCGCCUGCUCCUUAUCCCGAGGCAGAACGGUACCAGAGCCAUCCAUCUGUGCCUGACAACGUCUCUGGUGAAAGAGGGCAGCCAUACCAGCAGGGAUACCAGCCCUAUCAGCAAUCAAACCAACAGGGUGACCAACGAUAUCAACAAUAUGACCAACGAUAUGAACAAUAUGACCAACGAUACCCACAGACUGACCCAAGAUACCCACAGCAAUACGAUCAACAGUACCAGCAAGAUUCAAGAUAUUCACACCAAUACGAUCAGCAAGACCCAAGAUACUCGCAGCAAUAUAAUCAACAGUACCAGCAAGACCCAAGAUACCAACAGCAGCAGCAGCAGCAGUCCGUUGGGUUAGGUAGCAUGAAGAAGCUAUUUGCCUCGAAAGCGCUCUAUCUUAUGGUUGUCAACAUGCCGACGGAGGAAGAAAUGGCUCAGGCGAAGAGCUUGGCUGCUGAUUGGGAUAUCCGGAGCCAGCAGGAGGAACUGCAUUUGUAAUUCAUCUUAUAAGAAUCAACUACAGACUUGAGUAUCAACCCUUGAUUUCUUGUUGUCCUACAUAUCUGAGUUAUGAGAAC